This is a messenger RNA of Symbiodinium necroappetens, 1914 nucleotides long. The record is from the annotation of a GenBank genome assembly. Lineage: Eukaryota; Dinophyceae; Suessiales; Symbiodiniaceae.
AUGGUGAGCUUGAUCAUCCUAAUUCCCUUCGCAGCUGACGAGAACUGUGAUCUGGAUCAGAUGUCCAGCACAUUUCAAAGUGAUCUGGCAGACUCAUCGAAGAAGAGCCUCCCAGAAAAUGUCUCAGCAGAGGUCAAAGAGAUCAAGAUUGUCCAUAGCAGUGAUACCUACACCUGCUCUGAAGAAGAUGUGGUCAUCGUGUUUGGCCAUGGUGGCAAGGACAACGCGGAUCUCACCAACAAUCAAGGCCAGAGAGCUACAAGCAAGAAAACUCUGGAGAUGCUGGAAACCAUGAAGGCCCAGACUACUCGGCGGAUUCUCUUCAUGUGCUGCUACUCCGCUAUGGAAGGUCAUCUUGCUCACAAAUGGAAGGCAAAGUACCCUACUCAGAUGACGUUUGGAGGGCUGGCCGACAUUGCAUCUCUGUACAACGGCCCGACAAGAUCAGCUCGGGAGGAGCUUCGGCAGCUACUUCAGGGCUACCGGAUCUUCGCGACAACGCUGGAGGGGCGCUGCCUCUCCACGCAGCUCGCGGCAGAACUGACGGGAAGAGAUGCCUUCGUGUUUGGGAACGAAGCCCGUGGCGUCUCCGACAGCGUGAUCCACAUGGCAGACAGGCAACUUCAGAUUCCCAUGGCUCCCGGCGUGGACUCGCUGAACGUCGGUGUGGCGGUGGGCGUGGUACUUCACACGGCCUUAGCGGCCAAAGACGGAAAAGAAGCGGCGUUCAUGCCAGAGCGCCUGAAAUUUAAGGCGCCCUCUGAGUGGCCCUGUUGGCCUUUCGGAGCUUUGGAUAUCAUGGGGAUGGGAGGUCUCAUUGGCCAGCAUCGCAGGCCCGGUGCAAAGCCCAUUUCGGAAGGGUUGCUGCGGCUCAUAGUCUGUCAAGGGCAGCAAGGAGGCGAUGCCGAAGGCAGGGUGCCCUUGGCGAAGAAGGUUUGUGAAAAUUCGCAGGCAUCCACUUUGUGCCAGCCCGUGCUGGCGUUGGCGGAGUGGUUGGGCAGCCUCCCGGCUGAGAUGCCUCGAAGAAGGGUCGCUGCAAUCAUCUCGGCCGCCCUUUUCUCGCCGGCUUUCGUUUGCGCCCCCAAAGGCGUGGCUGCCGAGAGCGUGGCGCCUUUCAAGGCAUGGCAGAAGGAGCUGGUCGACCGCUUCGAGCUGCCGACUGCUGGAGUCGCUGGCGCUGUCGCCUUCCUGAUGCACUUUGGCAUGCAGGGCACUGCCCACCAGGACGCAUCAGCGAUGAUGCAGUACUAUCCGGCAUCAGGGACAUCUCCUGCGAUAGAGCAGAGAUUACAAGGAGAUCAUGCUAGACCGCCCUUGGACUUCAACGGAGUCCGGCAGCAACUUUCGACGGCGGACCUCUCUGCGCCAGGGCACGGCCAAAGUUAUCCUCAUUAUGCCGAGCAGCCAAGCGUUGAGAAGUACGCAGAGCAAGUUCCAACGCAGGACCUACCUGCGCAAAAGCAGUUGGCAUCUCCUCAGGCCCCAGCCUCCCUGCAGCCGACGCCCGCGAGACAAGCGGUGACCAAGCGCCAGCAUCUAAGCUACACCGAGGUGCACCGAGAGCUAACGGCUGAGACGACGAAGCUGCGAGCGUCAGCGGACUUGCUGGCGUCUCUGGAGGCGGAUCUCCAGAGUGCAAAGGUCCAAAGUGACCUCAAGCCCUGUCUAACACAACAUGGCACGAUCAAAUCAAAGGUAGCCGCUGGGCUCGCCGAGUUUAAGUUGAAGAAAUGGGACCAACGAACAAGUCUUGGCAGCUGCAACGGCUCGACUCAGCACAAGUUGCUGAAAGAAGUCACACUGGGCUUCUACAUGUUUAAAAUGGAAGAGCCUCACGGCGUCGCGAGAGCUUUGCUUUAUGUUCUGUGGCAUCUGGAAUGGAAGGGCUUUAUCAAGAUUGUACUCGCUUUCUGA